AUGGUAAUGGGGACAGAGUUUGUGGCAUGGGGUGGCAGGGCAAUGGGGCUCGUCCCCUCCCCCAACGUGCACGUCAGCGAGAUGAAGGCGGAUGUUGACAAAAAAAUUGACAGCUCGGUAUCUAACCAUGGAAUUGAGACAUCUGUGAUGGAUGCAAUGAUGAAUGUAUCGAGAGAGUUCUUUCGGAAGCCAGCUGAAGAGAAGCAGAAAUACACCAGCCUAAUUAACGGCGAGCGAUUUCGGGUGCAAGGGUACAGAAACGAGCUGGUGAAAUCCGACGGCCAGACUCACAACUGGUCCCACCGUUUAUCUCUGCAAAUAGAGCCGGAAGACGGGAGAAGUCUCCACCUUUGGCCCAACCAUGAUCAUUCCUACAGGGAUGUACUAAUUGAGUACUCGUCAAAAACGAAGGCAAUAAGAGAUCUUAUCCUGGGAGCAAUGGCAAAUCUUCUAAAGCUUGACGAGAAUUACUUCACUAAUAGAUUCACAAGCAAGGCCCUGGCACUAGCGAGGUUAGGCUACUACCCUUCCUGUCCAAGACCCGACCUUGUUUUGGGCUUCAAACCUCACUGUGAUGGUGGUGCACUUUCAAUCCUUUUCGUUGAGGAGCACACCCGUGGCUUGCAAGUCCUGAAAGAUGGAAAAUGGUACGAUGUUCUAUGCGAGCCUUACACAUUGUUGAUCAACAUAGCCGAAUGCAUGGAGAUAAUGAGCAACGGUAUCUUCAAGAGCCCAACACAUAGGGUCCUGACGAAUGCGGUCAAGGAAAGGUUCUCAGUGGUUAUAUUCUAUGGCGUGGAUGAGGAGACAAUGAUCGAGCCAGCGCCAGGUUUAUUGGAUGAGAAAAGACUGGCGAAAUACAGGAAAGUGAAGAGCAACGAUUACUAUGCUAAUGUCUUUGGACAGUUCCGCCAAGGGAAAACAAUCAAAGACACCCUCAAAGUUUAA
This is a messenger RNA of Lolium rigidum, 948 nucleotides long. RefSeq names its product protein SRG1-like. The record is from RefSeq and is a predicted model, not a curated record. Bases 1 to 948 code for a protein of 315 amino acids. The transcript is spliced from 4 exons. Lineage: Eukaryota; Viridiplantae; Streptophyta; Magnoliopsida; Poales; Poaceae.